Messenger RNA from Panicum virgatum (switchgrass), 1315 nucleotides. Its product is annotated as salutaridine reductase-like. Lineage: Eukaryota; Viridiplantae; Streptophyta; Magnoliopsida; Poales; Poaceae. The coding region runs from base 111 to 1031 and encodes 306 amino acids. The record is from RefSeq and is a predicted model, not a curated record. Gene Ontology annotation, cellular component: membrane. The transcript is spliced from 5 exons.
CGGACUGGAUCCUCCAAAGCUCAGUCACCCAACUCCUGUCUCCACUCUCUAAUCUACUGCUCGCCUGACUACUUACACCAUCUUGCGCGAGAACCAGCUCUCCGUUGCGCAUGGAAGGAAACACAGGCAACCAAUCUGAGGUCGCCGUGGUUACAGGAGGGAACAGAGGAAUUGGGCUGGAAAUAUGCAAGCAACUCGCUUCCAAUGGAGUCACGGUGUUACUGACGGCGAGGGAGGAGAAUAGGGGCGCCGAAGCAGUCAGCAUCCUUGGCUCGCUUGGGCUGUCCAACGUUUUGUUUCAUCAACUGGACAUCAGCGAUCCAUCGAGCGCUCUACGCUUAGCUGAUUUUGUCAAGGAGAAGUUUGGCAAGCUGGAUAUAUUGGUCAACAAUGCAGCAAUUGCUGGGACGAUAAGUGAGAUUGGCAACCCCGAAACUUUUCGGCAAGAGGUUAAAGGCAUGGAACUAGUGGAAAAGAUUGGUAGAAUCAGAGAGCACAUCAGGGAGCCUUACAUACAAGCAGAAGAGUGCUUAAGGACCAACUACCACGGGACCAAAGCUGUCACAAAAGCAUUGCUUCCUCUCCUACAUUCCUCAUCCCAUGGAAGAAUAGUUAACAUAUCGUCUCGCUUUGGACUACUCAGGUUUUUCAAUGGAGAGGAACUCAAACAGGAGCUCAACGACAUCGACAAAUUGUCUGGACAGAGACUGGAUGAACUGUCAGAAUUGUUCCUCAGGGACUUCAAGGAUGCCCAACUGGAGAGUCGCGGGUGGCCUACGGAAGGAGGGUUCAUUGCAUACAAAGUGUCCAAGGCUCUCCUGAAUGCUUACUCCAGGAUCCUUGCAAAGGAGCAUCCAUCGUUGUGUGUCAAUUGCGUGCAUCCUGGUUUUGUCCAAACAGACAUGAGCUUCCAAGUUGGAGAUCUGACGGUCGAGGAGGGCGCUAGGGGAGCUCUCAUGAUGGCGCUCGCGCCGAAGGGAGGCAUGACUGGUGGGUUCUUGGACCGCACAGAGGUCGCCCCAUUCAUGUAAUGUUCUUGCAGCUAUGGGAUCAUUACUGGACCGUGCUUACUACUUUGCUAUGUGGCGAACAGAGGUAUACUAGCUACUGUAAGAGAAGAGCUGAGCUUUCUUUUUGAUAGACUGGUUUGGUGUUGAUCUUUUUUUUUUCCUUGUACGUAUUUCCAGUCAGCUUGUUAAAUUCUAGUCACUCUCUUAAAGAGGUAAAGAUAUUAGAAAGUGUAAAGGUCGGAUAUUGCAUCCAUUAUCUAAAAAGAUAAUAAAAAUGGCUAUUGGUAAGCCUCCUCUUUUUCACC